CAGGCUUCUGGAACUAAUUUUCGACGACGAAUACAUGUCGGUAACGUAACGAUAAAGUGUACUUCUGCGACAUCAGUUGGGAAUAGAACCCGAUAGUCAUUAAAAAGAAAAGAAAACGUCAGCCGUCAGGUGGACAUUAAGUCAUUAAAGUAUGGCGAAAUUGGGGCAGGCGGUGAGGGAUCUCUCCUCCAAUUUCUCCUCGAACCAGUAUUUUUCGCGACUACUUCUCACGUCGCCAUGGCGCGGUGGUAUAUGGGCUUCGGCACGUUGGACAUCUGCCACAAAUACAUCGCCAGCUCCACAAGAUACCGGCCUAAUAGUCAGCGACAGCUGUGCUCAACGCUUGAAAGAAUUGGCAACCAGCGCUGAAGAGGCGUGCCUGAGGGUUACUGUAGAAGGAGGGGGAUGCUCAGGAUUUCAGUAUAAAUUCGAUCUUGACUCAACGAUAAACGAAGAUGACAGAGUUUUUCAAAAAGACGGAGUCAAAGUGAUCAUAGACACAACUUCGCUGGAGUACGUCAAGGGAUCGACUGUUGAAUAUCACAAGGAACUAAUUCGUUCGGCGUUUAGAAUAACAAACAAUCCUCUAGCUGAACAAGGGUGUAGCUGCGGUGCCAGUUUCGCUAUUAAAGUAGACUGACCCGAUACAAAUAAUCAUAAUUUUUAGUAGAUCGUCUCCUCGAUUCUAAUUAUCGGUUUUGAAAAUGGUCCAUAUAUUUUUACAGACUCGCAGUGAUUGCAAAGAAAUCGUUAAUUUAUUUUGUAGUUUUUAAGUGGUAGUUGAUGUUAUAAGUAAAAUGUACGUGUAUGUACAUAGGAAUAUAUACACGUACGUGUAUAUUUAUAAGUAUAUUACAUGAAAUUAUGUCAUGUAUUAAUGAUUAGCGACAGAUAAGGCGUUACGAAAACAUUGCACAUAGGUUGUUGAUAAUUUAUAAUAAAAUUCGUUUCAACGAGUUGAAAAAGCAAAACAACUGAUCAAGAAAGGCUUUAAAUUAUACAUGUAUUCAUUUCUUUUACUUACGUUAUAUUUUCAAUCUCAUAAACAUGUGACGGCGGUUAUACCGCGUUAGGUAAAAUGAAACUGAAUAUUUAACGUUGACUAAAUUCUACAAAUGAACGUAGUGGACAUCAUUGUAUUAUUUACACGAGAUUAUGUUUUACACUAUGUAUUGUGAUAAUCACACAGAUUAACAGGCAUAUCCAUGGAAUGUGACAUAGGCUCCAGCUUGAUGCCAGCAAAUUUAUUUUUGCUUCCCUUUUUUCGCAUUCUGGAAAAAAAAAAUAUCAAUGAUCUAUUGAUGAGUAAAAA
Messenger RNA from Neodiprion virginianus, 1312 nucleotides. Its product is annotated as iron-sulfur cluster assembly 2 homolog, mitochondrial. The record is from RefSeq and is a predicted model, not a curated record. Gene Ontology annotation, molecular function: 2 iron, 2 sulfur cluster binding; 4 iron, 4 sulfur cluster binding; iron ion binding. Gene Ontology annotation, biological process: iron-sulfur cluster assembly. Bases 152 to 640 code for a protein of 162 amino acids. Gene Ontology annotation, cellular component: mitochondrion. NCBI's taxonomy places the organism in Eukaryota, Metazoa, Arthropoda, Insecta, Hymenoptera, Diprionidae. The transcript has 3 exons.